CAUCACUAUAUAUCACGAAGAAGAAAGGUCCAGAAUCAACAACAAGAUGGCGGAAACGCAAAACGGCACCGAUGCGCAACAGUCAAACUCGGAACCUCUUAAACUGUCCGAAUUGCUGGAUAGGGGCUGGAAGGCGUUUGAGGAGGUCGACAGAACAGACGAGCCACUUGCUUCCCAUGGUGUUCAGGUUAAAGUGAGGCGAGGCAUCGUUGCUCUGGAAGAGACGUCCAGCAUGGUGGCACAGUUGGACCUUUUCAGUCGGAAUGAAGACCUAGAAGAGGUCGCGACGGCAGACCUUAAGUACUUCUUGUCAUCACCUCUGCUCGGGGCUCUGACCCUGAAGAUCACCGGCAAAGAUAAGCGGCUGGAGGCGCUGCGUGCGGCCCGGGCCUACUUCAUGGACUUUCUGACGCGGUGUAAAGAAUACAACCUUUCCAAGUUUGAGUUACCCAGUACAGAGAAGCAGAGCUCUGGUCAAAGUCAACCUCCAGCUGCCAAGCCUUCGUCCUCUCAAGCCGACCUAGUUGCCAUGGCAGCACAGAGACAAGCCAAAAUCGAGCGUUACCGUCAGAAGAAAGAAUUGGAAGCUAGGCUGGAUGAUGUGCGCAAAGUUGUGGACAGUGGUCAGGCUGACGAGGAAACCAGCAGAGAUUUUUACCUGCUGAACAUUAGGAGAUGGGUGACUGUUAGUCUGGAGGAGAUCGAAUCCAUUGACCAGGAAAUUGAGAUACUGAAGAACUUGGCACAACCACAAGGUGCUCCUGAAACGUCAAGGCCAGCCAGACCUCCAAUGAAGCCUUUUGUCCUCACUAAGGAUGUGGUUCAGGCUCAGGUGUUUGGGGCUGGUUACCCCAGUCUGCCCACCAUGACAGUGGAUGACUGGUAUGAACAGCAUAGGAAGCAUGGAGCCCUGCCCGACCAGGGGAUACCCCACAGGGUCAGUGUGGAUGAGGACACAGAUGCCAAGGAGAGGGAGGAGGAAGAAAAAGAGAGAAAGGUGGACGAAGAUGAUGAGGAAGCCUUGAAGAAAGCAAGAGAAUGGGACAACUGGAAGGACACUCAUCAAAGAGGUUAUGGCAACAGGCAUAACAUGGGUUGACUGGUGCCAGGCACUGAACUUGACGCUCUUGGCUUGGAUCUCUCUGUGUGGUCUUCUUGGUGCAGGAGAUGCCACUCUCACUUUUCUGGACUGUUAAUGUAAGGCAACAAUCAGAGCGGCUCAUGCAUCUAACGGUGACACUUCAUCAGUCCAUCAUGCGCUUGAAUGCUUCUGAGUCUGAAUAAAGCUCAAAUUAUUUGUUGAACUACCAGCCACAAUGCCAGCAAUUCUGUUUUUGUGUCUGUAUUUCCUUUGGGGAGGGAGGAGAGUGUCACAUGUUGCCAGGUCUCCAUACCCUGGGGUUUUUUGUGGAACAGAAUAACACAAACUCAGCAAGGACAUAUUGUAACCUACAAAUAUGUGAACAACACAUAUCCAGCUAAAUAAACCGAAGUCCUAUUGCAAGUGCAACGUUGAGUUCCACUUCAACAUUUGUGGCGUCUGUGCCUCAACAUAUAUGGAAAAUAUGAAACAAAAUCAUGCAUGGAGUUGUACAGGUUUCUUUUGGCACCGUCAUUGCCCAAGCCAGAUAUCAAGGUUUGGGCAAUGACGGUGGUAAAAUGGCAAAAUCAAUAUCAGUUUCUCCGCCUCCUCCUGCAUGUGGCAAACGUCACUCUAAUGCAUGCCCUUCAAUUAUAAUGACAGCGACAACAAUCAGACUUGGUAGAUCCUUUAGUAUUUUAUUAACUCUGUUGUGUAAAAUCCAUGUAUCCUUUCAUUUUUUUCAAAUCAGAAUUUAUAUAUAUAUAUAUAUAUAUAAUUGUUUUUCCGUUUGAAACAAUAAAAGAAUGGAAAAAAUAAGGGUACAGCGGCCACCUUUCAGAUGUACUUUGGUCAAAACGUUGCUGCGCUGUGUGUCUGUAAAGUGUGCCUGAAGUGUGACUGCUGUAUCCUGAAUUUCGCCCCUCUUCAAUUUAUAAAUCCAGGUGUGGAAAUGCCCAGAAAACAAUGGACAGAUCAAAACAGAAACAA
This is a messenger RNA of Synchiropus splendidus (mandarinfish), 2071 nucleotides long. It is a transcript of the gene igbp1, whose product is annotated as immunoglobulin (CD79A) binding protein 1. Gene Ontology annotation, molecular function: protein phosphatase 2A binding. Gene Ontology annotation, cellular component: cytosol. The transcript has 3 exons. NCBI's taxonomy places the organism in Eukaryota, Metazoa, Chordata, Actinopteri, Syngnathiformes, Callionymidae. Bases 47 to 1099 code for a protein of 350 amino acids. Gene Ontology annotation, biological process: regulation of dephosphorylation; regulation of signal transduction. The record is from RefSeq and is a predicted model, not a curated record.